Messenger RNA from Aspergillus mulundensis, 1617 nucleotides. Its product is annotated as MDR family MFS transporter. The record is from RefSeq and is a predicted model, not a curated record. The coding region runs from base 1 to 1617 and encodes 538 amino acids. Gene Ontology annotation, biological process: transmembrane transport. Gene Ontology annotation, molecular function: transmembrane transporter activity. The transcript is spliced from 4 exons. Lineage: Eukaryota; Fungi; Ascomycota; Eurotiomycetes; Eurotiales; Aspergillaceae.
AUGUCAAUCUCGGAUUCCAAGUCGAGCGCCGGAGAGGAGUCAAGUAUGGAAAAAUCAUCCCCAGCUGCUGCCACCGAUGAAUAUCCUCACGGAGCCCGCCUGGGUGUGAUCAUCCUUUCACUCAUGCUGGGCAUGUUCAUGACAUCCCUUGACAACACCAUUCUUGGUACAGCCAUUCCCAAGAUCACCGAUGAAUUCCAUGACUUGAACAAAGUCUCCUGGUACGGGUCCGCAUACUUCAUGACGCUCGGAGGCUUCCAAUCCACAUGGGGAAAGCUGUACAAAUACUUCCCAAUCAAGCUCUGGUUCCUCAUUGCCAUGUUGGUCUUUGAGGUCGGGAGCCUUGUCUGCGGAGUCGCUCAGAACCCUACCACGUUGAUCGUUGGCCGAGCCAUCGCCGGGUUCGGUGCCGCUGGCAUCGCCGUUGGAGUCUUCAGUAUGAUUGCUUUCUCGGCUCCUCCAGAACGGCGCCCAGUGCUGCUAGGCUAUGCAGGGGCCACAUACGGUAUCGCCGCGGUGCUUGGUCCCAUUAUCGGUGGCGCCUUUACGGACAAAGUGACCUGGCGCUGGUGCUUCUACAUCAACCUACCCAUUGGUGGAGUAGCUGCUGUGGCCGUCUUCUUUUUCUUCACGACCCCUGAGAGUGCAAAGCCCGUGAAAGCGACGUUGAAAGAGAAGUUGCUGCAGAUGGACUUGGUCGGGGCCGGUCUUAUGAUGGGACUCAUUAUCUCAUAUAUCCUGGCGCUUCAAUAUGGAGGCCAGACACACUCGUGGAAGAGCAGCGAGGUCAUCGGGCUGCUGGUCGGAUUUGUGCUUAUGUCGCUCCUCUUCGUUGGCUGGGAAAUCUACCAGCAGGAGCGCGCAAUGAUUGUUCCCAGACUAUUCCUGAAGCGCUACGUCUGGGUCGGUUCCAUCUUUAUGUUCUUCUUUGCGGGGUCAUACUUCGUCGCCCUCUACUACAUUCCUAUCUAUUUCCAGAGUGUCUACAACGCCAGUCCUAUCGGCUCCGGUGUUCGAAUGCUUGCGCUGAUCAUCCCGCUCACCUUCGCAGUCACUGUGCAAGGUCUUGCCCUGUCCAAGAUUGGCAUUGUGCCGUUGUUUUGGAUUGUUGGCGGCACGCUUGGCACGAUUGGUUCUGGCUUGCUCUACACCAUGGACGCUGAUACUUCAACGGGCAAAUGGAUCGGUUACCAGAUCAUUGUUGGCUUUACCAUUGGAUGGACCUUCCAGGUCUCUCUUCAAAACGGGCAGGUUCAUGCGGCGCCGGAGGACAUGUCGCAGGUUACAGCUAUCAUUAACUUCUUCGUAACUGUUGGCGGCGCGUUCUUCCUCUCAGCCGCUCAAUCCGCCUUCAACAACCAGCUGCUGAAAGAACUGGCCGCUACCCUGCCAGAGCUUGACCCCGCGACCGCCCUUGGAACCGGUGCGACGCAGAUUCGUAACGCCUUUUCUUCCGACCAGGUACCACUUGUCAUCGAUGCGUAUAUGGUUGGACUCAAGGCUAUUUUUGCAAUCAUGAUUGGUGCUUUCGGAAUCGCCACGCUCAUUGGCUUUUUGGGGAGCUGGAAGAGGCUCCAUGGGGAUUCAUUGGCGAAGGCUACUGGGGGAGCUGCAUGA